UUCUGUUAAAAAAUUAAUCUUAUUGGAUAAUGUCUGGAUUUCCUGGUCAAGGAAAUCAUGUCGCCCUAUGAAAAAUGCAUAAUUUUGCGCAUUUUUCUAGUUGGAUUUGAAUUUUGGAAGAGACUUUGUGCAGAGCAUGGUAUCAGUCCAGAAGGAAUUUUGGAAGAUUAUGCGACUGAAGGAACUGAUAGAAAGGAUGUUUUCUUUUAUCAGUCAGAUGAUGAACAUUACAUUCCACGUGCUGUUCUUUUGGAUUUGGAACCUCGAGUUAUACAUACUAUUAUGAAUUCUUCAUACUCGAAGCUCUACAAUCCAGAAAAUGUUUAUUUAUCAAAACAUGGGGGUGGUGCUGGAAAUAACUGGGCUUCUGGAUACCAUCAGGGAGAGAAACUUCAAGAGGAAAUUUUCGAUAUCCUGGAUCGAGAAGCAGACGGAAGUGAUAGUUUAGAGAAUCAAAAAUCAGUUUAA
Messenger RNA from Belonocnema kinseyi, 468 nucleotides. RefSeq names its product tubulin gamma-1 chain-like. The transcript has 3 exons. Gene Ontology annotation, cellular component: spindle; microtubule; nucleus. Gene Ontology annotation, biological process: mitotic spindle organization; cytoplasmic microtubule organization; mitotic sister chromatid segregation. The coding region runs from base 58 to 468 and encodes 136 amino acids. The record is from RefSeq and is a predicted model, not a curated record. Gene Ontology annotation, molecular function: GTP binding; structural constituent of cytoskeleton. Lineage: Eukaryota; Metazoa; Arthropoda; Insecta; Hymenoptera; Cynipidae.